Messenger RNA from Pistacia vera, 2269 nucleotides. Its product is annotated as acyl-coenzyme A oxidase 3, peroxisomal-like. The coding region runs from base 102 to 2120 and encodes 672 amino acids. Gene Ontology annotation, biological process: lipid homeostasis; fatty acid beta-oxidation using acyl-CoA oxidase. The transcript has 13 exons. Gene Ontology annotation, molecular function: fatty acid binding; FAD binding; acyl-CoA oxidase activity. Gene Ontology annotation, cellular component: peroxisome. NCBI's taxonomy places the organism in Eukaryota, Viridiplantae, Streptophyta, Magnoliopsida, Sapindales, Anacardiaceae. The record is from RefSeq and is a predicted model, not a curated record.
CACCACCGCUUGCACGCGUAAAAUCAAAACGCCCUUUAGCCGUUAAACAAUUCCACUUACAAAUCAGACCUCCUCCAUCACCAUUCUCGUCUCACAACAAAAUGGAUCGCGCUUUUCAACGAGCCAAAAUCCUCAGCGAUCAUCUCUUGCAAUCCAAUUCUUCUCAGAUUAUUUCCACAAACGCAUGCUUAAGUUACUGUCCGCCCGAACUCAAUGAACUUUACGAUUUCGACAUCAAAGAGAUGCGGAAACUAUUGGAUGGCCACAACGUCCAAGACCGAGACUGGCUGUUCAAUCUCAUCGUACAGAGCAAACUUUUUAAUCCGAAAAAAGCGGGAGAGAAAGUCUUUAUAUCGCCUGAUUAUAAUCAGUCGAUGGAGCAACAACGGGAGAUGACAAUGAAGAGAAUUUCCUACUUGCUGGAAAGAGGGGUUUUUCAAGGCUGGCUUACUGCCAAAGGAGUCGAAGCUGAGCUGACCAAAUUAGCUCUUCUUGAAGUUGUCAAUAUGUUCGACCACUCGCUCGCCAUCAAGCUCGGUGUUCACUUCUUCUUGUGGGGUGGGGCCAUCCAAUUUUUCGGGACGAAGCGCCACCACGACAAGUGGCUGAGAGACACUGAGAAUUAUGUGGUGAAGGGUUGCUUUUCAAUGACGGAGUUGGGACAUGGAAGUAAUGUCAGAGGAAUUGAAACGGUUACCACUUAUGAUUCAAACACUGGCGAGUUUGUUAUAAACACUCUUUGUGAAUCUGCUCAGAAGUACUGGAUUGGUGGGGCCGCUAAUCAUGCAACACAUACAGUGGUCUUUUCGCAGCUUGAAAUUAAUGGGAAAAAUCAAGGGGUUCAUGCUUUUAUUUGCCAGAUCAGGGAUGAAGAUGGUAACAUCUGUCCUAAUAUCCAGAUAGCUGACUGUGGUCAUAAAAUUGGGUUGAAUGGUGUUGAUAAUGGUCGUCUCUGGUUUGACAAUGUCCGCAUCCCCAGGGAGAAUUUAUUGAAUUCGGUUGCUGAUGUUUCACCAAAUGGGGAAUACCUGAGUGCAAUUAAAGACCCAGAUCAGAGGUUUGCCGCUUUUAUGGCCCCUUUAACAUCUGGUCGUGUAACUAUUGCAGCUAGUGCAGUGUACAUAUCAAAGAUUGGUUUAGCAAUUGCUAUAAGGUAUGCAUUAUCUAGACGGGCCUUCUCUAUUUCACCAAAAUGGCCUGAAACCCUGUUGCUUGAUUACCCAAGUCAUCAACGGCGACUAUUGCCUCUCCUUGCAAAGACAUAUGCAAUGAGUUUGGCCACAAAUUACUUGAAGAUGAUAUAUGUGAAUAGAACACCUCAGUCAAACAAAACCAUUCAUGUUGUUUCAAGCGCACUCAAGGCCGCACAUACCUGGCAUAAUAUGCGAACACUACAGGAAUGUCGUGAAGCUUGUGGAGGACAGGGACUUAAGACUGAGAAUCAUGUUGGUCAUUUGAAAAGUGAAUUCGAUGUGCAGUCUACUUUUGAAGGGGAUAACAAUGUCUUGAUGCAGCAGGUUAGCAAGGCGCUUCUUGCAGAGUAUAUAGCAGCUAAGACGAGAAAUAAUUCUUUCAAAGGUUUGGGAUUAGAACACAUGAAUAAGCCUUGCCCUGUGAUCCCAUCUCAACUUGCAAGUUCUAUCCUCAGGAGCAGCCAGUUUCAAAUGGAUGCGUUCUGCUUAAGGGAGAGAGAUCUCUUGAGUCGUUUUGCUUUGGAAGUGUCGCAGCAUCAAGCCAGGGGACAAAGUAAAGAGUAUGCCUUCAUUCUGAGUUACCAGCUUGCAGAAGAUUUGGGUAGAGCUUUUUCAGAUAGAUUAAUAUUGCAAACCUUUAUUGAGUCUGAGGCAACUGUAUCAGAGGGUUCUUUGAAGCAUGUCCUAGGUUUGUUGAGAUCGUUGUAUGCUUUAAUAUGCUUGGAAGAAGAUGCUGCGUUUCUCCGAUAUGCGUAUUUAUCAACAGACAAUGAUGCUGCUGUGAGGAAAGAAGUCAAACAACUGUGUAGCGAAGUGCGACCACAUGCACUCGCUUUGGUCAGUUCCUUUGGCAUUCCCGAUGGUUUCUUGAGCCCUAUAGCAUUUAACUGGAUUGAUGCAAAUUCUUGGUCUUCAGCUCAUCAAUAGUUUGGUUAUUUAGUUGAAGCAAAAGGUGUAAUGCCCGCAGCUGUCUGCCUUGAGAGUAAGCAGCCGGUCAAACACAUGCUAUUGAAAUUGUGAUGAAACAUACAUUUUGUAAAACAGUUUAUUAAUAAAUCGGGGCUCUUGUUUUCUAA